AUGAGCUGCGCCUCGGGGAGCGUCGUGCUCCCUGCCGGGGACCCGCCGAGAGCCGCCCCGCUGGAGCUGCCGGCUGGGGCGGGGGAGGCCAGCGGGGACAGCCCCGAGGAGGGCGAGGGCCGGAGCGGGAGCUCGGAGAGCGGGGCCGCCGGCGGCGACAAGCCCGAGACGCGCUCGGUGUGCAGCAGCAGCGAGAGCGGCAGCGGCGGCCACGCCGGCGGUGCCGGCCCCAUCUGCAAGAUCUGCUUCCAGGGCCCCGAGCAGGGUGAAUUGUUAAACCCUUGCCGCUGCGAUGGCUCAGUACGAUACACACAUCAGCUUUGCCUGUUAAAGUGGAUAAGUGAAAGAGGGUCAUGGACCUGUGAACUCUGCUGUUACAGAUACCAUGUUAUAGCCAUUAAAAUGAAAAAGCCUUGUCAGUGGCAAAGCAUUACUAUAACACUGGUUGAGAAAGUGCAGAUGGUUGCUGUAAUCCUAGGAUCUCUGUUCUUAGUAGCAAGUGUGACUUGGCUUCUAUGGUCAGCCUUCAGCCCUUAUGCAGUAUGGCAAAGAAAGGACAUCCUUUUUCAAAUCUGCUAUGGAAUGUAUGGUUUUAUGGAUCUAGUGUGCAUAGGAUUGAUAGUCCAUGAAGGUGCAUCUGUUUAUCGAGUGUUUAAGCGCUGGAGGGCUGUGAACCUACACUGGGAUGUGUUAAAUUAUGAUAAAGCCACGGACAUAGAAGAGAGCAAUCGAGGAGAAUCCUCAGCAGGGAGGACAUUGUGGCUGCCACUGACUGCAUUUAGGAACAGAAGUUUAGUCCAUCCAACACAGUUAACCUCACCAAGAUUUCAGUGUGGCUAUGUGUUGUUACACCUGUUCAACCGCAUGAGACCUCAGGAGGAUUCAUCAGAGGAUAACUGCUCUGGGGAAGUAGUGAUGAGAGUGACCUCAGUGUAG
Cinclus cinclus is the source of this 936-nucleotide messenger RNA. It is a transcript of the gene MARCHF11, whose product is annotated as membrane associated ring-CH-type finger 11. NCBI's taxonomy places the organism in Eukaryota, Metazoa, Chordata, Aves, Passeriformes, Cinclidae. The record is from RefSeq and is a predicted model, not a curated record. The transcript is spliced from 4 exons. Gene Ontology annotation, molecular function: zinc ion binding; ubiquitin-protein transferase activity. Gene Ontology annotation, biological process: protein ubiquitination. Bases 1 to 936 code for a protein of 311 amino acids.